CUAUUCACGGCAAGACGAUUGAGAUCGGAUUUACAAUAAACAAGUUCACCUAAUCUACUCCAGGUGGCGUAUACUCGGCGAAUGCUAUCCUGGUUGCUCCCACUCUAUGGUCCGCGUUGACGUAUGUCCGCCGGUGGUUCUGUCGAAGUUCGGUGUUCUAUCAGCUAAUCUCCAAAGUCCAAUUGUCAAAUUUCGCCGGGUGGUUCCAAAUUUCGAUUUCCAUUUCCAUCGGUGAAAGAAAUGCCGGAAAAUAGUGGAAACAGUGCAGGACGGAAUCUUCAAAGGUGGACUUCGCAAAGCCGGCUCCGGGCACAUGUCAUGGGGGUUAACAGUUACCAAUAUCGUCCAACCAGGGUAGUUUGGAAUACUGGACAGCGUCGUUGGCUCCCCCCUGUGACGGUGGUGCGAUUCUCCGAUGGUGUUGGAGUCAGCAGGAGUUGUAGGUUGCACGAAAAGGAGAGAAAAGCAUUUAGUAUACUGAUAUCCUGGAGCAGAGGGAUAACAGGGUGUACGGUGGAAUUUCGGAAGAAACGGUUUUGGCCACAUAGUAGCACCUCGGACAGGCCUGGGUCGUCUUCUUGGACGUCUUCCGGGGGAGCGGUUCCUUCUUCUGAACUGGAGCGGUCUUCCGGGGAAGCGGUUCCUUCUUCGGAACUGGAGCGGUACGAAGCUUCUUGUUUCCUGGACCGGUAGGAGACGGUGUUGGAUCUUUCUUCUUCGCACCUCCACAUGGACAAUCCCGGGAGAGGGUGCCCAACAGACCACAGCGGCUGCAGAACAGGGUGGGGGUUCUGCUACAGGUGGCUCUGGUGUGUUCCCCCUGGCCGCACCUCCAACACAAACCCGGGCGGAGCUCUACGUAUACCUGGGGGCCCAUAGUCCCAACGGUUCUGGUGUUUGGGGGAUUCAACGGUGCUGGAUGGGACCUUCUCCCUGGGCGGUGUUGUCCCUGGUAGUCUCGCCGGUCCGAGCGCUGGGGACGGUGUUGUGGAGCAACCGGCGGCGAUAUUCGGCGUCGGGCGGAGGAAUGCCUUCGCUGCUCCCAA
Molecule: messenger RNA, 1046 nt
Organism: Coccinella septempunctata (seven-spotted ladybird)
Lineage: Eukaryota; Metazoa; Arthropoda; Insecta; Coleoptera; Coccinellidae
Exons: 4
Coding region: 241-693 (150 amino acids)
Source: RefSeq, a predicted model, not a curated record